GCCCAGGCCCGCUCCCCGCCGACUCAGGAGGGCGCGGGAGGUCGGGCGCGCAUUCUCGCAGUCGACGACGAGCCGCAGAUACUCCGCCUCGUCCGGAACACGCUAUCGGACGCAGGCUACACCCCCAUCGUGACCGGCGAUCCGGAUGAGGCGCUCCACCUCAUCGAGCAGGAGAAGCCCCACCUCAUCCUGCUGGACAUGAUGCUGCCCGGGACCGACGGCAUCGAGCUGAUGAAGCGCAUCUCGAGAUCACCGACGCGCCGGUCAUCUUCCUGUCCGGCCACGGCGGAGAUCAGAUUGUCGCACGGGCCUUUGAGGCGGGAGCCGACGACUACAUGGUCAAGCCCUUCUCGCCAACCGAGCUGGCGGCCAGAAUCGAGGCGGUACUGCGCAGGCGGGCGGCGUCCGACCGGAGCAGGAGCACGCGAACCGUAUGUGCUGGGAGACCUGACGGUCAACUAUGCAGAACGCCGCGUCACAGUGGCCGGACGUCCGGUGCGACUGACCGCGACCGAGUACAAGCUGCUCUUCGAGCUUUCGAUCAACGCCGGACGGGUGUUGACCCACGACCAACUGCUGGGACGGGUCUGGGGCCGGGACUACUCCGGCGAUUCACCGCUCCUACGCUCCUUCGUCAAGAAGCUUCGCGGCAAGCUGAAGGACGACGCCAACAGCCCCAGGUACAUCUUCACCGAGCCUCGCGUCGGCUACCGCAUGGCAAAGACCUAG
Geodia barretti is the source of this 729-nucleotide messenger RNA. The record is from the annotation of a GenBank genome assembly. Lineage: Eukaryota; Metazoa; Porifera; Demospongiae; Tetractinellida; Geodiidae.